GCUGGAAAGCCAAGGGUCGCGGGUUUGAGCUCCAGCGACAGCACUAUCUUUAUCAUUUUUCCUGGUCCUACUACAAACUUGUUCUGGCCUGCUUGAAGAUGGAAAUGAUGAAUUCAAUACACCCGAUGACUUGUUUGAGGCCAUUGGAAUCAUGCUUUUACAGACAGAUGAGAAUAAAUCUGAGGAUGACAUCAAGGAUAUAUGUGGGAGGCUGUAUAAUAUCAUGAAUGGGUCUCGGGACAAUAUAUCCCCAGAGCAGUCCCACAAGAGGAUGCUGAUUGCCCCAGUUCAAAUGUCAUUGCUAGAAGAAGAGGAUACAUCAACAGAAACCAGCAGUAUAUGGAUUGCAAAGAAAGAAAAUGCAUCGCAAGUUGAUCCGAAAAAACUUGAAAAGGCAGAAGCAAAACUCCUAAAAAACAAAGAUCGGAAAGUACCUGUACCAAAACCAAAGGCAAAUGGGGCACAUGAUGAAGCCAGUGCAAGUCAACAAUUUAACAGAAAAGAUGUCAAGUUUGAUGCCUCAGGAGCAAACAGAUCAUAUGACAUCAAAAUUGACAACUUUGAUAUUUCAUUUGGAGAAAAAGUUCUGAUCACGGGAGCAUCCAUACAGCUCUUGGCCGGGAGAAGAUAUGGCUUUGUUGGGAGAAAUGGUCUCGGUAAAACAACAUUGCUAAGAAUGAUCGCCAAGAAAAGUCUGAAGAUUCCCUCCCAUAUAUCAGUGCUACAUGUGGAACAGGAAGUUCACGGUGACCAAACAGUGGCACUACAGAGUGUGCUGGAGUGUGAUGUCAAGAGAGAGGGCUUACUUCAGGAGGAAAGAGAUAUUUCAAAUAAACUGUCUACAAGUACUGCAAAAUCUGACGGUGAAUUGUCGUCACGACUUACAGAGAUUUACCACGAAUUAGAAGCUAUGGAUGCUGCCAAAGCACCUUCCCGCGCAGGUGUCAUUCUAGCUGGUCUAGGAUUCACGCCUAAAAUGCAGGCUGCACCUACAAAAGAAUUCUCAGGAGGCUGGCGAAUGAGAUUAGCUUUGGCAAGGGCACUGUUUUCAAAGCCAGACUUACUGUUACUUGAUGAACCUACUAACAUGUUGGAUAUGAAGGCCAUCAUAUGGCUGGAAAACUACUUACAGACCUGGGCCACCACAAUGUUAGUCGUGUCUCACGACCGCCUGUUCCUUAAUGCUGUCGCCACUGACAUAUUGUCACUAAGCAACCAGAAGAUAGACACGUACCGAGGCAACUAUGAGGUGUUUCACAGGACUAGAGAAGAGCGGUUACUCGCCCAGCAGAGGGAAUUCGAGGCACAGCAACAGUACCGUGAUCAUAUACAGAUUUUCAUCGAUAAGUUCAGAUACAAUGCCAAACGUGCUUCACAAGUCCAAAGUAAAUUAAAGAUAUUAGAAAAAUUACCCAAACUUAUACCUGUGGAAAAAGAAACGAAAGUCCAGUUCAAAUUCCCUGAAUGUGAGAAGUUGUCUCCCCCUAUUCUGAUGUUGGACGAGUUGAAAUUCUACUACACAAAGGAGAAAGUUAUAUUCAACAGUAUAUGUGUAAAUGCCAAUAUGGAGUCCAGAAUUUGUAUUGUUGGAGAGAAUGGUGCUGGUAAGACCACAUUGCUGAAGAUCUUGUUAGGAAAUCUUGACCCUGUGAGUGGAGUCCGUCAUGUACACCGCAACCUUGCCAUUGGCUACUUUAGUCAGCACCAUGUGGACCAGCUGGCUAUGGACCUGUCCUCAUUAGAACUGAUGGCUGAGCGAUUCCCAGGUCUGAACUCAGAGGUGUACCGAGGCAAGUUGGGGAUGUAUGGUGUCAGUGGAGACCUAGCCCUACGACCUGUGUCCAGUCUCUCCGGAGGUCAGAAGUCAAGGGUCGCAUUUGCUAUUCUUGCCAUGAAGAACCCUAAUUUCUUCGUUCUUGACGAACCUACAAAUCAUUUGGAUAUGGAGACGAUAGAAGCCCUUGGUUUUGCAUUAUCUAAAUUCCAGGGAGGUGUUGUGCUUGUCUCCCACGACGAGCGACUCAUACGGGUGGUCUGCAAAGAAUUAUGGGUAGUAAGGAACGGAGGCGUGGAGGCAUUAGAGGGAGGCAUUGACGAAUACAAACAAAUUGUGGAGAAGGAGCUGGAGCUAAAUUGUUGAUGACCAUGAUAGUAGCUUUGAUAUGGACUAUUUAUAGGAAUAAUUGUCAUAAAUGUCAGGGUAACUCUAUCUCCUGGUUAAUGCAACGGACAGUUUAUAAAUACAGUAAAACCUGUCUACACUGAACUCAUCAGCUUGAUCAGUAUCUUGGUCCUACAUAGAUAUGUAUGAACAGUCUGAAAGUUAUUAUCUGGUUUAUACAGGUUUCUAAAUUGUGAAAGGUUCGCAGUACCUCUGCCAUAAACUGUAACUAAGGGAAACUGUUUUUUCCGGCAUGACUAUAUCCUUGAUGAAUAAUAUGCGAAAAGAAAACCAUACCUUGUGGAAUUUUCAUGAACAAUGAUGAAAUACACAGAGUAUACUUCAGUAUAGUAAGCAAGAGUAUUCUGAGUAAAAAAAAUCAGCGGGGUUAGACCAGGAUUCAAACACUGGCCCUCAGAUUGUUAUACUAUCUCUGUUAAUGAAUAAAUGAUCUGAUCAAUAGAAGUGCACUAGCCCAAAUGUGCUACAGAUACAUCCAAACGGAAGUUGAAGGGAGAUAACUGUAAAUAGGAAAUAAUGGCAGUGAGACAGAUCCUUAAGACAGAUAAUGCUGUUGAAGUGUUGGGGUUUUUCUUGGAAUAUGAGAGCCAUGAUUUAAAAAAAAUAGCAGAUGCAUUGUCUUAAUGCAAAUUGUUACCCACAUCUGAAUAUGCUGAACAUAACUUAUUUAUGAAUGGCAAAGAGACAGUGGAUUUUAUCAUAAUGAAUACCUAGGCUGGAACAGAUGUGUGCUACUUUUCAGGUUGUUGGUGUGAUAUAAGUCUGUCUGCACAGGCAGGAAAAUACAGUCAGUAGCAAAUGUUUACUGAAAUGUGUACAAUACAACAGAAAAUAUGUCAUUUCAUGAAGUAAUGCAGUGUUCUUGUAGAAACUUAUCGGUAUGAAUGAGUAUAUAUUAAUGAAAAAAAGGGAAAUAUGUGUGAACUCUACUGUAGGAAAUGGUUUAAUUUUGAUAAUCUGAAAUGACCCGAAGCUGUUACAUGAAUAUUUUCUUGAGAAUUGUAUAGCUGGAUGGGUUUGAUUAUUGAUAUUGUUUUUAUGAGAAAGAUUGUGUGGGAUGUUCGUUCUGUGUGUGUUUAUGUAUGCUAUUACAGACUGAUGUGAUACAGAUGGUAAUACAAGUCAGUUAUGAAUGAAAGAGAUCGAGUGACACGUGUGUCUCUGAAAGAUAAGAUUAAAAUAAAGACACUGGAUUGAAUUUAUUUAAGUUGAUAAGAAUAGUGAACAUAAUUCUGCCAACAUGUCUCUGUUUUGUUUAUGCAUGUGAAGAUGCCUAGCAGGAGGGCAGAUUUUCUCAUCUCAAAUAAUGGGGUAUGCUCAUCUCUAAUAAUGGGGUAUGCAAUAUAUGUACUGAUAUGCAGGCUCUGUAUCUGUAUGGAUACGCUGAAGUAACCAAAACUGGUGUGUUACAGCAGUUUGUAUCUAGAUACUAGGAUUGUUAUCACUUUAAACUCUGUUGGUUCCAUACAUGAAAUGAUACACAAGGGACAUAUGCUGCACUACAUGAACUAUCUGUAAUUUUUGUCCUGCCGCUACGAAGUAGCAGAGCGCGACUAAGGUGUUGCUUUUCUGGUGACGGCGUCAUCAUCAACAUUAAGUUUUAGCGUUUAAGUUAGUUUCACUGAAAGUAUAAGAGCUAGACCAACCAAACUUGACAUGUGCAUUGAUGGUCAAAGCGGGUUGUUAUAAAAGUAGUGCUACUAGUUUGUGGUACUGGUUCUUUAGUAACCUUGUUUAGAAAUCUUUCUGUAUGGAAAAUAGCUUACUGUAUAAACCUCUGCUAAUUUUGCUUUGGAUUUUUUUUUAAUUAUCAGCAGAAUAAUGAGACUUUUGUGCAUAUUUUCUGAGGGUGGCCUUUUAUAUCUUUUUCUUAGGUGGUUUAACCAAAGUGGAAAAAAAAUAUCAUUGAUUCAAAGUCUAAUGCAAUACUGGUAUGCUAAGCUUUUCCAGAAGUCAGUAUAUCAAGGGAGGAUAUGGUUGUAAAUGAAUGUAAAAUGAUACACCCUGAAUUUCUUCAUACAUCUGGAUAUAUGUGGAUAUUCAUCAGCCUAUAGCUAUAUCAUAGUGUAUCUAAGACAUCAUAAAGGUUGAUAUUUGUUGUCUGAUGUCCUCAAAACUGCUUAAGUUGCAUUGGUGUUUUUCAGUUUUGAAAUAAAAUUUUGACAGUAAAUAUCAGAUAGAUGUUUCACUGUUCAACCAAGAAAUUGUAGUUCUUUGAAGGCAUUAGAUGUCGCUGGAAAUAUGUAUAUGAAACUAAAAAGAGUUUAAGGACAUCUAAAUAGUAUUUUGUUAUUUAAACAUUAACCCACCUUCAUAUGUACUGCCUUUACCUGGGAGGUUGUGGGGUUCUUCUUGCUUUCUUUGAGAUAGUUAGUGUUUAUUAAAAUUACAAGAAAAAAUAUUUUCUAAAAAAUAACAUUUUCGCAAGGAUGUCAAUUUGUAAGUACUAAACAUUUCUAAGCAAAGAAAUAGGGUAUGAACUAUAUUGCUGUGGUUCUCAAUACAAAAACAGUAACUGACCUCUUCAUCCAGGGUUAUUCUUGUAGGAUGUUGUAAGGUGAAUCUAGUCAUGUAGAACUACAUACCUUACAUUCUUAAGGGUCCAAGUCAACAUUACAUCAACAAGUAUUUUCUAUCGAUAAAUGUUAAAAUUUCGUUUCAUUUACAGAAUUUUGAAAUUAUGAAGAAAGAAACCAUGAGCUUAAAUCAUAAUCAUCAUUAAUUUUCUUAGAUAACAAAAAACAUGCCUGUAUGUUUGUUUGAGGUUGAACACCAGUUUAUUUGACGCAUUAAACCACUUAAUUCUAAUUUAUACACGCUAUCUAUGUACAACAUGGCACUGGCUAGGUGCUUUAACUUGUCUGUGCUGAAGGAGACUUUCUAUGUCAAAAUGAAAUAACCACAUAGAAUCUGUGAUACAACUGAUUUUAUUAUAAUAAAACCAGUGAUUUACAG
Messenger RNA from Mizuhopecten yessoensis (Yesso scallop), 5137 nucleotides. RefSeq names its product ATP-binding cassette sub-family F member 3-like. Gene Ontology annotation, molecular function: ATP binding; ATP hydrolysis activity. The record is from RefSeq and is a predicted model, not a curated record. The transcript has 18 exons. NCBI's taxonomy places the organism in Eukaryota, Metazoa, Mollusca, Bivalvia, Pectinida, Pectinidae. Bases 152 to 2140 code for a protein of 662 amino acids.